This is a messenger RNA of Umbelopsis ramanniana AG, 844 nucleotides long. RefSeq lists its product as uncharacterized. Gene Ontology annotation, biological process: chromosome segregation. Lineage: Eukaryota; Fungi; Mucoromycota; Umbelopsidomycetes; Umbelopsidales; Umbelopsidaceae. The record is from RefSeq and is a predicted model, not a curated record. The transcript is spliced from 6 exons. Gene Ontology annotation, cellular component: Ndc80 complex. Bases 27 to 734 code for a protein of 235 amino acids.
CUUGGGUACUGCUUUACACUUUGGAAAUGGCCGAAGCGACCACACAAUGGAUACCACCGGCUACCAAUAUUGCCCAAGAAGAUGUCAAGGGAAAGAUGUUUACAUUCAUGCGAAACUUUGACGACCACAUACGGCGAGAAAAAGAAACGAUACUUUCAAACCGAAACAAGUGGAUUGCCCAAAAUGCACAGGACAGAGAAAACUUUGUCAAGAUGCAAAGUACGAUUGAAACGUACAAAACAGACGCUGAACUGCUGUCAGACAAAAUGGGAAAGGAAAAGGAGGAACUGCAGAAAGCCACAAGAGAUAUUGAAGAAUACAAGGAAAAGCGCGAUAUACAGUUCGCUAGAAAGCAAGAGCUAGAAAAGCAAAUUAUGGAGUUGAAGAGGGAGCUGGAGCAAAAGCGACAAGCUAAGAGUGCUAUGAUACAGGAAAAUGCUGUUCAGCAACGUAAGAAUGUCCCGGAACUCCUUUGCUAUGAGGAAAAGCUAGCAUGUAAGAUCAUUGGUGUCGCAACGGACGUUCUCACCUUUCAGUUCCACAACAUUGAUGAAGAUGACUGGAAUCGCCGAUUUUUAGUGACGAUCCAGAUUGCAGGCAAACAAUACAGUCUGAAAGCCUGUGAUCCGGAGUUGUCAACUGCCAAACGUCUUGUGGAUGAACUCAACUCAUCUCGAGAUUUCUUCCGCUUUUUGAAAAAGGUACGACAAGCAUUCAAAAAUAGCUUAACGUAGUGUUGCGGCAACAAAAUUCAUUACCUUUCGACUUGUAAUUAUAUCUCUUCAAUUUUUAUCAUAAAUAUGUAAUGCUUGCAACUUUGGAAAACGUGUUGCAAGGAAGGACG